GGGUGCAUAGCCAUCGGACGGCCCUGAUCGAGUUAAAGGUUCCAGGGUAAUACCGAGACGUCGACCGGGGGCCGUAAAACCCUAGGCCCCUCCCCUUCGUCAGAUAGAGGAGAAACCCUAGUGCUCCAAUCCUUUCUUCGUGGAAGACUCGCUCAAGAGGGCGAUGGCGCUCUACCUCCUCUUUGAAUCUGCCUCCGGUUACUCCCUCUUCCACGCCUAUGGCCUCGACGAGAUCGGCCAGAACACGGAGGCCGUCCGGAACUCCGUCCUCGACCUCACACGCUUCGGAAAGGUCGUCAAGCUCGUCGCCUUUCAGCCCUUCUCCUCCGCCCUCGAUGCCCUCAACCAAUGCAACGCCAUCUCCGAAGGGCUCAUGACCGAUGAGUUGAGGAACUUCUUGGAAAUCAACCUCCCGAAACCAAAAGAGGGGAAGAAGGCUAAGUUUAGCCUCGGGGUCGCAGAGCCCAAGGUUGGGUCUCAGAUCUUUGAAGUGACGAAGAUUCCUUGCCAGAGCAAUGAGUUCGUACUCGAGCUUCUUCGUGGCGUGAGGUUGCAUUUCGAUAGGUUUAUUAAAGACUUAAAGCCGUCAGAUUUGGAGAAGGCUCAACUGGGGUUGGGGCAUAGUUACAGCAGAGCGAAGGUCAAGUUUAAUGUUAAUCGGGUGGAUAACAUGGUUAUUCAGGCCAUAUUUCUCCUUGAUACACUCGACAAGGAUAUUAACACCUUCUCCAUGAGAGUGAGAGAAUGGUACUCCUGGCAUUUCCCAGAGCUGGUGAAGAUCAUAAAUGACAACUAUCUAUAUGCCAAAAUUGCAAAGUUUGUGGAGAACAAAUCAGAGUUAUCUGAUAAUCAUAUUCCUGCAUUAGCAGACAUAGUAGGUGAUGAGGACAAAGCAAAAGAAAUUGUAGAAGCAGCUAAAGCAUCCAUGGGACAGGAUCUGUCCCCAAUUGAUUUGAUUAACGUUCAGCAGUUUGCUCAGAGAGUUAUGGAUCUCUCUGAAUAUAGGAAGAAGCUGUACGAGUAUCUUGUCACAAAAAUGAAUGAUAUAGCACCAAAUCUCACAACUCUGAUAGGUGAAAUUGUUGGUGCUCGUCUGAUAUCUCAUGCUGGGAGUCUUUCAAAUCUAGCAAAAUGUCCUUCAUCUACUCUUCAGAUACUUGGUGCUGAGAAGGCACUUUUCAGAGCGUUGAAAACUCGAGGAAACACUCCAAAGUAUGGCCUCAUCUUCCACUCUUCAUUUAUUGGCCGGGCAUCUGCUCGAAACAAAGGACGUUUAGCUCGUUACCUUGCGAAUAAGUGUUCCAUUGCUUCCCGUAUUGAUUGCUUUUCUGAGAUGAAUACAUCUAUUUUUGGAGUAAAGCUGCGCGAACAAGUUGAAGAGAGAUUAGACUUCUAUGACAAGGGCGUUGCACCUCGUAAGAAUGUUGAUGUGAUGAAAGCUGCUGUUGAGAGUAUGGUCUCACAACUGACUGAUGAUGUACCUAAGAAGGAUGAAGCUUCCGUGAAGAAGAGCAAGAAAAAGAAAUCUAAAGGUGAAGUUGUGAAUGGUGAGCCCAUGGAUGAGGAUAAAUCAACUGGAGUUGCUGCUGAUGGGGAGGCUCCUGCAGAACCGGAGACCGAAAAGAAAAAGAAACACAAGUUGACAGAGGCGCAACAGGAAGAUGGGGUGGCGGCAGAAGCAGUCAAUGGGGCAAAUGGUCACGACACACAACAAAAUGGGGCUGCCAAAAAGAAGAAGAAGAAGAAGAAGAAGGAUCGAGAAGAAUCAGAUGGUGACGUCCCAAUGGAAACUGAAGGGAAAAAGAAAAGGAAGAAAAAGGCAAAAACUGAAGAUAAUGAGUAAUUAUGAGAUUAAAGUAGUUCUGUUUUAUGUUUAUGCAUUAGCUACCAAAUCAUGCUGAGGCUCGUGUUUUUGUCGAGUGGUAAGUUUUGUCCCUAAAAAUUAUUUGAGCUCCUAAACUUGAUGGGCCUGCAAUGGAAUACGCAUUCAAAUGCCAAUUUAUUUUGUAGUUUUAAGUCUACUUGUAACUGAGUCGCAAAUUGGGCUUUUCCAA
Elaeis guineensis (African oil palm) is the source of this 2054-nucleotide messenger RNA. RefSeq names its product nucleolar protein 56. Gene Ontology annotation, molecular function: snoRNA binding. Gene Ontology annotation, cellular component: small-subunit processome; box C/D methylation guide snoRNP complex. The record is from RefSeq and is a predicted model, not a curated record. NCBI's taxonomy places the organism in Eukaryota, Viridiplantae, Streptophyta, Magnoliopsida, Arecales, Arecaceae.